ACUGCGCACAUGCUCGCGACGAUCAUGCGCGAAUCGGACUGCGAACUCGAAUUUGAACGGUCCAAAUUUGACACUUCCGCUUUCGAAAUUCAAAAUAAAUAGUGCUGUGAAAAAAAUACCGAAUAACGUUAUUUAUUUCGUGAUUAUGACCGUAGGAUGUAUCCGACAGAUAAACAUGGACCGUUGAAGUUGAACCCGUUUGUAGCCCAAAAGAGUUUGGACCACAACAUUAUGUUGAAAACUAUACAGAACUUAUGCUAUAACAAGAAUAGUGCGCCUUUUAACAUGACAUCCCCUUUUUUGGUGGACAACAUCUUGCAUCAGCAGAAGACGGUGAACUUCCACAAUCAGUAUUUGAACCAGCAGAUUGAGAACUACGUUCUGCGGCAGAACUACGAGAGAUCUAGAGAGAAUUCCCCUGACGCUGAGGACAAUAAGAUGGCUGAAAUUGAAGACGAAAGCAACAGAAACGACGAGUCGGUUGAGGACACCAAAAUGGAGGACGAAGAUUCUAAAAGCAGAGAUGAAGAGGAAGGUUUUAAUGGCGUGAAAAAUGAGCAGGUUUAUUACAAUGGGGAUUAUUAUAGGGGCGAAGAGAGGAAUGAAAAGGAGGUUUUAAAUAUACCUAAUUUGGGGAGACGGUGCCAGAGCUGUGGUUCGUUUGAGUGCCCGCCGUUUGCGUGCAAGAAGUCUGGUAUCAGGCGCUUGGAAGAGCUGGAAAAGCGCUUCAAUUUGCACAGUUAUCAAGAUAACUCUGGGGAUGAAGCGGAGAUCAAGGACAAAGCGUUUAACACAGACGAUAUGGUUAGAAAUUGUGAGGAGUUCAGCAGCGAACAGAAGAAACCAACAUUGAAGUUCAGUGUCAGUGCCAUUUUGGGUGAUAGGGAAGACGUUUCGGCAAAAAAUAACGUUAAUGACUACCGCCAGCCAAUGAUGGGUAACCCGUGGCCGAUUGCGAAGCCCAUCGCCAGCCGACCCAUACCAGUGCAGCACCAACACCUACAACAUCUACUGGCGCACUGUCACCAUCCUUACUUGGCAGUGCGACCGACGCAAGCUCACACACAAGUCUUCCCUUUACCUGGUGGCUUCCCUUGGGCGCACAGUUCGAGAGGCAAGCCCCGUCGCGGCAUGAUGCGCCGGGCAGUCUUCUCGGACCUGCAACGCAAAGGUCUGGAGAAGCGCUUCCAAGUCCAGAAGUACAUCUCCAAGCCGGACAGGAAGAAGCUGGCGGAGAAACUGGGGCUGAAGGACAGUCAGGUAAAGAUCUGGUUCCAGAACCGUCGCAUGAAGUGGCGUAACUCGAAAGAGCGGGAACUCCUUGCCUCCGGAGGGUCUCGGGAGCAGACCUUGCCCAACAAAAACAAUCCUCACCCUGACCUCUCUGAUGCUGAGGCUGACAAGCCCAAGAUGUCGCCGCUAUCGCCCAUACAGGACGACCAAAGCGACGACAUGAAGAGCAAAAUGUAUGCUGCAUCUUCGAGCUGUCAAAAUGACAGUUACAGGUACGAAGACAAAAUGGCCGCUGGGCUCUUUACGCGGGAACAGCAGUUUUCAAACAUGGACGACGCAGAUGACUUUGACAGUGACGCGAGCGCAUCAGAUGAAGAAAUUAAUGUAACAUGACGUGUUUUUGCGUAGAAUUUUUGUAUAUUCUAACGUAGUGUUAAUAUUAUUAUAGUUUGUAUAUUUCCUGAUCGGGAUUUGUAAGGAAUUAUUUAAUAAAAUUUAAUUAUGAAUAUUGACGAAUAGGUAUGUAAA
Ostrinia furnacalis (Asian corn borer) is the source of this 1761-nucleotide messenger RNA. It is a transcript of the gene Dbx, whose product is annotated as homeobox protein Dbx. Gene Ontology annotation, biological process: regulation of transcription by RNA polymerase II. Lineage: Eukaryota; Metazoa; Arthropoda; Insecta; Lepidoptera; Crambidae. The record is from RefSeq and is a predicted model, not a curated record. The transcript is spliced from 6 exons. Bases 157 to 1626 code for a protein of 489 amino acids. Gene Ontology annotation, molecular function: DNA binding; DNA-binding transcription factor activity, RNA polymerase II-specific.